Oryzias latipes (Japanese medaka) is the source of this 1393-nucleotide messenger RNA. RefSeq names its product YjeF N-terminal domain containing 3 (gene yjefn3). Lineage: Eukaryota; Metazoa; Chordata; Actinopteri; Beloniformes; Adrianichthyidae. Gene Ontology annotation, cellular component: mitochondrion. Gene Ontology annotation, molecular function: NAD(P)HX epimerase activity. The record is from RefSeq and is a predicted model, not a curated record.
AGGCCGUUUGUUAUCUCCGGGAGAGAACCGGGGACGCGGCGCGGCGGGGACACAGGCAGCGUGCGCGCGCAGUUCCUACGUGCACGCGCAGGGCGGCCGGUGAUUUUCGUCCAGCGUCUGGGCCAAUCAGAAGAGGAGAAACGCAGACAGAGGGAGCCCAUUUUAGUCCUCCUGUUGGUUGAUUAAGGUCCAGAGAAGCGGAGGCGGGUUUCUCCUCAUCCGUUCGCCUGAUUGUCGAGUCGUUCUGGGCGAAAACAGCGGAACAAGAUGAUGAACCACAGCUCAGCUGAAGGAGAGGCGGAAAACACCGAACCUCUGCGAUACCUCAGCAAAGGAGAAGCAGCAGCGAUCGAAGCAGAACUACUGAGGGACUAUAGGUUUGGACAGCAGCAGCUGAUCGAGCUUUGGGGACAAGCGUGUGCUCUGGCCAUAGCUAAGGCUUACCCUCUCAGUUCUCUCACAAAGAAGCAGCCGACAGUGCUGGUGAUCUGCGGUCCAGAACAAAAAGGCUCCAUUGGUCUUGUUUGUGCACGACACCUGCGCAUGUUUAAUUUUGAGCCGACCGUCUACCACCCGAAACAUUCUCCGCACAGUCUGCACCAGGACUUCACAGUGCAGUGUGAGAAGAUGGACAUCCCCUUCCUCUCAUAUCUUCCCACAGAGGUGCAGCUCAUAAAUGAUGCCUAUAACCUAGUAAUUGAUGCCAUGCUGGGCCCUGAAGCAGACUGUUCCAACAUUAAGGAACCAUACUCUGGCAUUCUUGUUACCCUGAAGCAAGUCAGGAUCCCCAUUGCCAGUGUGGAUGUGCCUUCAGGCUGGGAUGCAGAAGAAGCAAACCAAGAUGGCAUAAACCCCGAUGCCCUCAUCUCACUGAUGGCACCAAAGAAAUGUGCUAGUGCUUUUCUUGGAAAGCAUUUUUUGGUUGGACGUUUCCUGCCCUAUGACAUUCAGAAAAAAUACGAGCUCAAUCUCCCAGACUUCCCUGGUACAGACUUCUUGGUCAAAUUGUAACUCUAAAACAUGAGUGGUGUGGCCACUGGACCCUUGUUGGUUUUAUAUACAUUGUUACUGUUGGUUAUUAAUGUCCAUAUUUUAGUUGUUUAGAUCUAGAUUCAAUUUAGGCAAAUGUGUAGCUGAGGUACCACAGAAAGAGAAUAAUUAGAAACCGGGUCAUGGGAGAUGACUUCUAAGAAAAAGCCACGAGGAGUCCGCUGGUAAAAGGUGUAGCAUUGGUUUUCCCAAGAAAGAUUCCUUUUCCAUAACGCUAUUAGCUGGAAUGUUUUUUUUCUUAUAAGAAUUAUUAUUGUUUACCUUGAAUUGACCUCACUCCAUGAGUUGGCUUCUGAAGAUGACAAGGGGUUACUUUGCAAUAAAAAAAUUCUUGUUUAAAUGA